CGCCGGAUCCAGCUCCACGCAGCCACCGGUCACCGGUGGUUCGCUACCUUCUUCGCCGGUGGUGCCUCCGGUGAUUGGGUCCUCGCGAUUCGAUGCCGUCCUCGGCGAUGCUCCCCUGGCGCCUCGUCGUCCCGCUCCUCGCCGUCGUCUCCGUGCCUUUCACCCUCCCGCUCGCUCUCCCGUUCCUCCUCCGCCACUCGACGCCCUCCGGUCAGGCUAUCUCCGUUCACCGCCUCGACUGGAUCCCUUCCCUGUCCCCUCGCGUCCCAGAACAAUCAACUCCACCGCCGCCGCCGCCGCCGAUGCCGCUGACGCUUGCGGUGGUACCAACAACGAUGUCGUCGACUUCUCCGCCACCGCCCGACAAACGGGGUGACGACGACGACGAGGCUGGUGGAGCGACGUGCGACUUGUACGACGGGGAGUGGGUGCGCGACGAGGGGGCGCGGCCGCUGUACGCGCCGGGGACGUGCCCCUACGUGGACGAGGCGUACGCCUGCGCGUCGAACGGCCGGCCGGACGCCGCGUACACGCGGUGGCGCUGGGCGCCGCGCCGGUGCCGCCUCCCCAGGUUCAACGCGACGGAUUUCCUGGCGAGGCUGCGCGGCAAGCGGCUGAUGCUCGUUGGCGACUCCAUGAACCGGAACCAGUUCGAGUCCCUGCUCUGCAUCCUCCGCGAGGCCCUCCCCGACAAGACGCGGAUGUUCGAGACCCAUGGCUACAAGAUCACCAAGGGCAGAGGCUAUUUCGUCUUCAAGUUCGUGGAUUACGACUGCACCGUGGAGUUCGUGCGGUCGCACUUCCUGGUCCGUGAAGGGGUGCGCUACAACCGGCAGCGGAACUCCAACCCGAUCCUCCAGAUCGACCGGAUCGACAAGACGGCGAGCCGGUGGAGGAAGGCCGACGUCCUCGUCUUCAACACCGGCCACUGGUGGACGCACGGCAAGACGGCAAGAGGCAAGAACUACUACAAGGAAGGCAACACGCUGUACCCGCAAUUCGACUCGACUGAAGCUUACAGGAGAGCUCUCAGGACAUGGGCUCGGUGGAUCGACAAGAACGUGAACCCUGCCAAGAGCGUCGUCUUCUACCGAGGCUACUCCACCGCGCAUUUCAGGGGAGGGGAGUGGGACUCCGGCGGCUCGUGCAGCGGGGAGACGGAGCCGGCGUUCAGGGGAGCGGUGGUCGGCAGCUACCCGCCGAGGAUGAGGAUCGCGGAGGAGGUGGUCGGCCGGAUGCGGUUCCCGGUGCGGCUGCUCAACGUGACGAAGCUGACCAACUUCCGGAAGGACGGGCACCCGUCAGUGUACGGCAAGGCGGCGGCGGCGGCGGGGAGGAAGGUGUCCAGGAGGAAGCAGGACUGCAGCCACUGGUGCCUCCCCGGCGUGCCGGACGCGUGGAACGAGCUGAUCUACGCGUCCCUCGUGCUGGAACCCAAGCCCAAAUCAUGGAAACACCAUUAGACCAGUAGUUUUGUUAUUAGUUCGUACGAUGAGUUACAGAAGAGGGUGAUUUUUCAAAAAUAGAAAAUAGUGUGCGUGUGUUUCGUUUCGUUUUGAUCAUUAACUGUGCUGGCAAACUGAAAAUGGGCUUGAUAUUUGUCUACCUGGGGUGCUUUUAGGGUACCUUACUUAGAAACGUAACAGUGUAAUAGGUGCAUCUGUCACCAUUGAUUUUAGUGGAUAUUUUUGUCAUUUACAUAAAUAAAGAGGGACAAAUUAGUCCUUUUGUUUUAUUUAUUGAGUAAGCCGAUCGAGAUA
Molecule: messenger RNA, 1760 nt
Organism: Oryza brachyantha (malo sina)
Lineage: Eukaryota; Viridiplantae; Streptophyta; Magnoliopsida; Poales; Poaceae
Product: protein trichome birefringence-like 5
Exons: 5
Coding region: 93-1463 (456 amino acids)
Cellular component (GO): Golgi apparatus
Molecular function (GO): O-acetyltransferase activity
Source: RefSeq, a predicted model, not a curated record